Lethenteron reissneri (Far Eastern brook lamprey) is the source of this 3990-nucleotide messenger RNA. RefSeq lists its product as uncharacterized. Gene Ontology annotation, molecular function: hormone activity. The record is from RefSeq and is a predicted model, not a curated record. NCBI's taxonomy places the organism in Eukaryota, Metazoa, Chordata, Hyperoartia, Petromyzontiformes, Petromyzontidae. Gene Ontology annotation, cellular component: extracellular region.
GCGUCCUCGACAGAUUCCCUCCCCCAGCUUCGGGCUCGUUCCCAUCACGCCCAAGCCCCGAGCAGGCGAAACUCGGCCUGGAAUUCCAUUCUCGAUGCGACAACUCAUCAAGAUGGGACGCAACUCGCUUCUCCUGCUGUGGCUGCUGUCUCUGGUCGCUCACCUGUCCGGCGCGACCCCCGUCGGCUUGCCGAGGGGGGUCACGGGGCCGCGGUCCGCUGUGGGGCCCUGCGGCGACAUCGAGGAGGAGGAGGCGGCGGCUCGACUCGCCACGCACGAGUCGUCUGUCCGGGCCGGCCCCGGGUCGUCGUCGUCGUCAGCGCCGGUCUCCUUCAAUCCGACGGGCCUCGUGCUGAUGUGGCGGCUUGGUGAGCGGGCGGAGGAGGAGAGAAGCAGCAGCAGGAGCAGCAGCAGCAGCAGGAGCAGCAGAGGCGGUCGAGCGAGCGGAGUGCGACGCGUGCAAAGACGUCGCUCGGUGACCGAGAAGCAGCUGAUGAACGACAAGGCGCACAACCUGUACGCGCGUCAACGUCAGCUGUGGCUCAAGAGCGUCAUGGGCCACCUGAACACGGCACGACGGGGCCUUCCCGCGGGCGCGGCGUUCCACGACUGGAUGGGCGGUGCGAUUGGUCUGGAUGAGGUGGCCCCGUCAGGGGACCUCGCCGCCUCGUCCUCCUCGUCGUCCUGGGAGGACGCGUUCGGGUCCGAGGAGUCACCGGACUUUCGCGGAGAGCACGGCGCCUAAGAGCGAGGAUCUCCCUACUCCUCCCUUCCGGGAAAGCGCCACCGCUUUUCCGGCUGCCUGCCGCAGUUCUGCCGCUCUCACCUCUUCCGUGCCAGCUUGUCACGCCAGACGUGGUCGUCCUCGUGGGCAAGCAGCGAUAGUGACAGCCUCGUGGUCAUCGUCAUCGUCGUCGUCGUCAUCAAUCAGGCAUCGUCAUUAUUUAAUCGUCUUCAUCAGCGCCGUGUCGUGGGCCUCCUCGUAAUAAUCGGAGAAGUGCGUAUUAUUAUUAUUAUUUAUAUAAACAGCGUAUGCGUGUGUGCGUGUAAACUCGGAAAUACCAAAAGCCGCGAUGCCAAAUUAAAUAUUCCUUCUUCGUUGCCACUUGAUCUCGUUCGUACGAAGCUGUCGUCCUCCAGUGGAGAUUCUGUCUUUCGGCAUUCCCCAUAAAAAAAAAAAUCAUUCGCCGCGUCUCCAGAAGUCUCAGUGUUGGACUUUUGCCGGAACGAUAGACGUCACUCGAAGGCCCUCUCAGUAACUCUUUUCAUUUUUUGUUCAAAUUUCAGCCACAGUCGUACGAUAGUUCACCUCCCAGCAUUAAGCCGAGAGGUUAAACGAUUGUUUUUUUUUGUUUUUCUAUCGCUAAAUAAAGAGUUCGGUGGAAUGUUGGAAAUUUGACGCCGAUAAGAUAGGCAAUGCUCAUAAUUUAUUAUUAUAAUGAUUUUGAUUCCGCUUGUAUCUCCACGGAAGCCUACUUUUUCCAGGGAUUCCUGCCUUUAGUCAGGAAGUGAUGCCGCUGCUAACUGUGUGAUCCCAUACUCUUAAGCUUUUCGGCAAAGUCACGUAGGUAAAAAAAAAAUAUAAUUGAAAUAAUAAUAGAAAUAAAAUAAUAAAUCACGACGUUUCGGAGGCAACACAAGUCUCCGUCAUCAGGUGGGACCGUCACAGCCAGAUUUGCUGUCUCAAGUGAGGCAAAAUUCCAAGAGACAAGCUCUUAAAUACAAGUUUAAAGGGGGAGGGGCUUAUCUGAAUGUGGAAGCCAAUGAGUGAAACGUGUUGGGGGGGGGCUAAAAGAGAACAGCUGGCGCAACUUAAAUUUCGAUUUAAAGCUUUCAUGACUGCAGGGAUUCAUCUUCUUGGUUCUUUCGGUAAAGUCACGUAGAAGGGAAGUAAGACAGACGCUGUCUCCCCGACAGACCUGGUCUUCACCUGAGGGCGGCUGCUUGCGUUGUGGCCGAAACGUCGUGAGAAUUAUUUUAUUAUGUUUCAUUUUUAUUAUUUUAUUACUUCCCUUCUACGUGACUUUACCGAAAGAACCAAGAAGAUUGGCGCAUCUUGUUGAUUUUUUACCCGAUGUCGGUUGACAAUCCAAAUACUGUGUGAUCCCAAUUUGGCACUUUGUAAGAAUAAGUCCUGAACAUUGGGAUCAUUAGGCCAAAUCAGCACGGUGCAACCAUUGCAACUUAUGCACGGGAGAAACCCAACAUCCCGGAGGUAACCCACUGUGCUAACAGGUGUAGAACAUACAAACUCCACGCAGAAAUGUGCCCGCAGUGGGAAUUGAACCCAGGCCCUUUUUGCUGUGAGGCACGAGCAGUUGCCACUGCCGGAUCGCGAAAAUGUCACACCGGGACAUCUGACAUUCACGGUUCACUUUUAGAUUAUUCCACCGUCUGACUUUAGGAUUAUUUCCCGUCCUUUCUGAGCCUCGGGUGUUGGCGAUGACUCUGGGUUUAGCGACGCUUUUCAGCUGUAGCAGCCGGCACUCGGUACGCACAGAAAGCUCGGGUUUGAGCGAAAUGUCGCCACACGCUGAUGUGAAAAACACACUCGAGGCAAGGCUGAAGCCAUCACCGGUGUGAGGAGGGGGAGGAGCUGUAUCGGUCAGAAGUUGAUCGAGACGCUGGCACGUAUAAAUAAUACUCUUAGGUUUUUUUCGGUAAAGUCACGUAAGUAAAAAAAAACGAAUCCUUGCAGUCACGAAAGCUUCACAUCUAGAACGUAUAAAUAAUAAUGAUCCUUUUCUAUUUUUCCCUCCGGGUGGCAGAUGGUGAGUGGCAAAACAUUUUGGCGUACAAAUUAGCACCACGUGGCCCAGCCCGAAAACAAAUGUGCAUCAAGUCAUCGUCAAUUGGUUCGAAAGUGGCUCCGUGCGAAGUUGAGCAGAGAGAGAGUUGAGGCCCUUCAGAUGCAAGCGGCUGUGCCAGUUGCAUUGUCGUUUGUUCCGUUUAGCCGAAGGAAUCUCAAUUCCACCCCCCACUCUCCCCCCCAAAAAAAUGUAUCCCUAAAAUGCCCCAAUCCUCCUGCGAUAAUUUAGCGGGCAUUUUCUCUCGACGAUUUUGUUUUUGUUCGACGCACUUUAUACGAAAACCAAAACUGGUGCAUUUAUACGGAAAGUAGUUCUCGCGAGGCUGUGAACCGUCUCCCUUGUGAUUGCAACGUUUUUAACCUCGUGGGCCAAAUCGUUGUGCUUCUUUUUUUCUCUCUUCUCACAUUUGCCCAUUUCUGCUCUGGAACAAAACAACAACAAAAAACCCCGAACUCUAAACAGAAAGAGGGCGAACGUAUUUACGGAACGCUUUGCACGCCCCUAUCUAUUGCUCACAAGGCUCUUCUCGUGAGCGCAAUGCAUGCUGGGAUGGCGCGGUUCGACCCACCUCUUGCGAGCCCCAACGGACGAUGUUUGUCAUCAGUCCUUUAGAGUUCCGUGUUACGUUUGCUGCUCGCAUCGAUACCAUGUAGUUUGUGGCGAGAUGUUAACUACCUCGCCUGUUAUACGGGCGGUCGCGGGUUUCAAUGCCGACCGUGGCGCCUGUAUAUUUGGGGUUUGCGUGCUCUCCCCAUGGUCAUGUGGAUUUUUCUCCGGGUCCUCCGGUUUUUCCCAACGCAUUUAAACCAUAAACCGUAUUUAUUUUAAAUGUAACAUCACCUCCACUCCAGGGAGGGGGGGGGGGUAUCAAAACAUUUCACGAUUAAAUAAAAAGCAAGCACAAUGAAAAUCAUGUUUAAGUAAAAGCCACGAGAAACAAGUCUUGCAAUCCCUCCCAAACGCGCCGAGGCUCUCGUUGGGUGUGCCGGAUCACCGCCGGCGAGGCAUUCCAGAUCUUUGGGGCCACGCUUAAGAAGCCUCCUCUAGCCCCUUACCCCAGCUUCGAGCAGAAGAGCUGAGGCUGGGAGAGUCUUUGUGGUGACAGGGUCCUGCUCUGGGGAGCGACGUCUGUCAACAAGGCCUAUGGUCUUCUUGGUUCUUUCGGUAAAGUCACGUAGAA